Messenger RNA from Pararge aegeria (speckled wood butterfly), 1321 nucleotides. It is a transcript of the gene Ets65A, whose product is annotated as DNA-binding protein D-ETS-3. Gene Ontology annotation, biological process: regulation of transcription by RNA polymerase II; cell differentiation. The transcript is spliced from 9 exons. Gene Ontology annotation, molecular function: sequence-specific DNA binding; DNA-binding transcription factor activity, RNA polymerase II-specific. Lineage: Eukaryota; Metazoa; Arthropoda; Insecta; Lepidoptera; Nymphalidae. The coding region runs from base 109 to 1284 and encodes 391 amino acids. The record is from RefSeq and is a predicted model, not a curated record. Gene Ontology annotation, cellular component: nucleus.
UUAAUAAUGGCAUGUGGUAUCACUGAAAUGUGAUACCACUUGCUAAACGUCACCACGGAAAAGAAUAAGAAAGACCCAAAGCGACCCAAACGUAAAAGAAUCUCCGACAUGAGGAUCGACGUACGUGGUGUAAAGUUGGCCUCUGCUCUCCGCAGCGGAGUUAAAGCAGCGAUGUAUGAAAGUAGCUGCUCAUAUGGGGGAGGUCUUGAACUCAAACGGAGCGCACUAAAAGAAGACCCAUGGCCUACAGCAGAAUGGCCACCUUACUGUUUACCUCAAUCAACGUUCGAGCAACUGAAACAGAGUGUGGAAAAAGCCAAGGCGGCUUUACAAGACAGAUCAGGUCUUUUGGGUACAGCGACGGCGUUCGGUGACUUUUAUGGAGGGCAACUGGGCCAAGACACAACCGGCACGAAUCUAGGUUUCAUACGGGCGCGGAAAGAUGAUUCCAUGAUUGGAUCUAUGGACAAAAUUAAAGGAUUAGGAACAGAAAAACUAUCAAGUGGCUUGGCGAAAGGAUAUUCAACGUCUUCAACGUUGUCCGACACACUGAGGUCAACGAAAUGUGCAGUUCCAGAUGCUUCAUAUAAGUCAACGGCAUCCUGGUCGUCGCCCAGUUCGUCUGGCCCAAGUACCUCAGGCUAUGGCGGGAACAAUUUAUCAGUGAUGCCGAAGUCAUCUUUAGAAGCUCACACACACUUACGCCAACCAGACCCAUACCAGAUGUUCGGACCGACCAGCAGUCGUCUUGCAAAUUCUGGAUCAGGACAGAUACAACUGUGGCAGUUCUUACUUGAGUUGCUGAGUGACUCUAGUAACGCCGGCUGCAUCACCUGGGAGGGUACCAAUGGGGAGUUCAAACUCACUGACCCUGACGAAGUGGCGCGACGUUGGGGCGAGAGGAAAUCUAAGCCGAACAUGAAUUAUGACAAACUCAGCAGAGCUCUGAGAUACUACUACGACAAAAAUAUAAUGACGAAGGUGCACGGAAAAAGAUACGCGUACAAAUUCGACUUUCAAGGGUUGGCUGCAGCCACGCAGCCUGCGGCCAGUGACCCAGCAUAUAAGUAUCAGAGUGACCUCUUUAUGAGCUCAUACCACCAUUCGGCCAAACUCUCAUCAUUCAUGGCCCCACACGCAGCAAUGCCGACGUCAACAGCAUCAAUAUUCCCGUCACCGUCAUGGAGUAAUUGGGGAGGCGGUGGAGGCAACCUCUACUCCCCCCAUUCUAUGGCUCCUCCCCACGUGACAUCACACUUGGGCUCCUAUCCGCACUACGCAUGACCAACCUACAGAACGUCGGAAUAUCCACAUUGAAGGA